GAGAGGUUCUCUAAUUGGGUGUCACUACUUAAGACAAUUGCUAGACUUAUCCAUGUUUCUAGAAGUUUUCAGAAAAAAUCGAGCAAUUCCCAAUGUAGAGGCUGGAGAAGUUUUCUAGAGAAAGUCGACUCAGAGGAAAUUUCACAGUCGAUGGUCAUUAUCAUCUCUUCUGUUCAACAUGAAUAUUUUAAGCAAGAGUACACGUGCUUACAGGAGCAUAAGACACUUCCAGGACAAAGCCGGCUCAAGAAACUCAGUGUUGUUAUAGAUGCAGAUGGACUGCUGAGAGUGGGUGGCAGAUUGUCACAUGCUGCAUUGUCUGACAAGGAGAAGCGGCCUAUCAUUAUACCUCACGACCAUCACAUCGCCACUUUGAUUGUGAGACAUUAUCACAACAGAGUAGCACACCAAGGGCGUCACAUAACCGAGGGUGCAAUCAGAGCAGAGGGUUUCUGGAUCCUCGGUGGCAAGCGUCUGAUAUCUGCAGUUAUCCACAAGUGUGUUAUCUGCCGCAAAUUAAGAGGAAGGUUAGAAAGUCAGAAAAUGGCGGAUUUGCCUGAAGACAGAGUCACUCCUGAACCCCCAUUCACUAGUGUGGGCAUUGAUGUAUUUGGUCCAUGGUCAGUGAUGACUCGCCGCACUAGAGGAGGCAGUGCUGACAAUAAGCGCUGGGCAGUGCUUUUCACCUGUUUGUCCACGCGAGCUGUGCAUAUAGAACUGAUUGAGACUAUGUCAGCUUCCAGCUUCAUUAAUUCUUUAAGAAGGUUUUUUGCUAUUCGUGGUCCAGCAAAGUUACUUCGCUCUGACAGAGGGACAAACUUUGUGGGAGCUUGUAAAGAACUGAACUUCUACAGAGCUGAUUCUACGGUUCAAGAUUAUCUCCUAAAUAAAGGUUGUACAUGGAUUUUCAACCCCCCACAUGCAUCACACAUGGGAGGCGUUUGGGAAAGACUGAUAGGUGUAGCCAGACGUAUUUUGGAUGGAAUGUUGCUCCAGGAUAGGCCUACUCGUCUGACCCAUGAGAUUUUGAGCACCUUCAUGGUUGAAGUCACAGCCAUUAUGAAUGCCAGACCUCUGGUACCUGUUUCUACGGAUCCUGAUAAUCCCAUGGUCCUCACUCCAGCAAUGCUCUUGACCCAGAAAGUGAACUCUUUAUCAGCCCCUACUGGCAAUUUUGAAACUGCAGGACUGCAUGUGAAACAAUGGAAACAAGUUCAAAAUCUGGCUGAUGCUUUCUGGAAGAGGUGGAAAAGAGAGUACUUGUCGACUCUACAAAGCCGCAGUAAAUGGACCCAAAAUCGUCCGAACGUUCAAACAGGAGAUGUUGUGUUAUUAAAGGACGGUCAGGAAAGCAGGGAUGUUUGGCCUGUGGGACGCGUCGUCAGUGUUUCGCCGAGCAGAGAUGGCAGAGUCAGAAAAGUUGAAGUGAAAGUGGUCAACCAAGGGACAACCAGGUCUUACUUGAGACCAAUUUCUGACAUUGUUGUUCUUGUUUCUGAAAAAGACUGAAUUGUGUAUGUUCAGCCUAGCAGUAAUUUAUAUGGUAAUGUGUUAUUCUCACAUUAAGCAGGGAGUGUUCUGGAUUCAUUACAUCAUUUAGGCACGAUGCAGUUAUUGUGUGUUUAGUAAUGUUAAUUGUAGCAGUUUGCUGCCACCUGUCGACCGGUUGUGGUAGUGCCAACCUACGUGUCAGUUUAUUACAUCGAGAACAAGUCCAGCCCCCUUGAGUUCAAAGGGCACCGGAAACUCCUCCUUUUGAGUUCAGUUUUAGCAAGGCGCGCAAAGGUAGCAGAUCUUUCUCUUCAGACCCUGUCUACAAAAAUAGCCUUUUUUUACCACUUGCAUCGCGCUCAUAAAUCUGCUAUAAGGAUAAAGCGUCCAGGCUCGUUCAUUUCAUGGAAGACUGAGUAUUUCGUCGCUGACUUCCUUAAGAUUUAUUGGUUAAACUAUCUGUGGAGCUUCUAUACACGGAGUACAUAGUUGUGAAAACAGAAUAUACAGACAUGAGUCACAUAUCGUUGGAAUCAAGAAAACUCACUUGAUCCAGUCUGCAACAUUGUGUGCUAAAGUAUUCCAGAUUAUCCUGUGCGCAAUGAGGCAUAUAUUUUGAACAUUUUCCAUCAAAACGCACCCCUAAUUAUCCAUGAAACAUUGAUAUUUUUCAAAUUAGUUGAAAAACAAAGUACAUAUUUGCUUCCACAUUGAUCCGCGUAUUACCCUUCUGGGAAAAAAAACAUUUAUUUAAUUUAAAUAAUUAAUUUAAUUAAGGCAGAAAAACAAUAGCGAUAAACAUUCAGCAAUAGACUCUUGUAUUAAAAUGAUGUGAGAGGGAUAUAAAGCUUGUUAAGAAGUAAAAUUUGUAUACUCAAGUUGCAAUAAAUGUUUGCUCUCUUAUGUUGUUAUAGCUACUGUAUGUAGUACUAUAUUUGUCGCCACUAAGGGGCGCUGGUGCAAUUAUUCAGGAGUUUUUUUUUGUUAAUCUCAGAAAGUUUUUUUUUUUGUUUUGUGGUGAUCUAAUAAAAAGAAAGAAGAAGAGUUCUCUGACUCCGUCGUUUUUUUCCUUCGAGUUUAUUGCUGUUGAUGGUGCAAUUAUUCAACAGGUUAUGGGCCCAGGGACAACUCGAAGAGGUUUUUAGUGCGUAAGUUGAUCUAGUGCAGCUAAGUAGUAUCGCGACGGAUAACGGAUUAACUGCUAAAAUAGCAACAUGGAGCAAGCAGGCUGCCUCGACUUAUGUUCGACGGAGAUGAGACCAAAUAUGAGCUUUGGGAAACCAAAGUGCUUGGACAUUUACACUUAUUAGGAUUAAAAGACACCGUCCUGAAAGAUCCGAAUGGUCAGGCUGAAGAAGCAGCAAAUGGUAAGAAGAAUGCUGACGCAUACGCCGAGCUAAUUCAACUUUUGGACGAUAAAAGCCUCUCGUUAAUUAUGAGAGAUUCAGCCGAUAAUGGGAGAAUGGCACUAAAGAUAUUAAGAGACUAUUACGCUGGAAAAGGGAAGCCCCGAAUCAUCAACCUGUACACCACGCUGACGUCGCUUCAGAAAAGGAGGGAAGAGACGGUUACAGAGUACAUCAUCAGGGCGGAGGCCGCCAUUACGGCACUACACAAUGCGGAGCUGUGUGCAGCAUCCCACACACAUUUAAGGAAGCUGUGGAAUCAGCUAACUCAAAGAAAUGGAUCAGGGCUAUGGAUGAAGAAAUCCAAUCUUUAAGAGAUAAUAAUACUUUCACCCUCACCACUUUGCCAAAAGGCAUGAAAACAGUGGGUGGUAGAUGGGUUUAUUCAGUUAAGAGUGACAUUGAAGGAAAUGAAAAAUACAAAGCGAGGUUCGUAGCUAAGGGUAACAGCCAAAAGAUGGGUAUAAAUUAUGAAGAAACAUUCUCCCCAACAGCAAACUUAACCAGCAUAAGAGUUCUGCUACAAAAAGUGGCGCAGGAGAACCUGCUACUCCAUCAAAUGGACGUGAAGACAGCUUAUUUACACGCCCCCAUUGACUAUGAGAUCUACAUUGAUCAACCAGAAGGGUAUGAAGAGGGGGAAGGUCUGGUGUGUAAGCUAGAAAAAUCUUUGUAUGGGUUAAAACAGUCUGGUCGUAACUAGAAUAAGAUUUUGCACAAUUAUCUAACAGAGAACGGUUUCAGACAAAACCCAGCAGACUAUUGUGUUUACACAAGGGAGACGGAACAUGGAAAGGUGAUCAUGAUCAUCUGGGUUGAUGAUCUGAUUAUUGCAGCAAGCAAUGAGAAGGUAAUGAAGGAUGUGAAAGUAAUGUUUUCAGUCGGAUUUAAGAUGAAGGACUUAGGCAGACUUAAGCAUUUCCUAGGGAUUGAUUUCACUCAGUCUGAUGGAUGUGUAAAGAUGUCACAAGAAGCAUAUGUUGAAAAGAUACUGAUGAGGUUUAACAUGCAGAACUGUAAACCCAGAGAAAGUCUGUGUGAUCAAAAAUUGUGCUGCACAGAAGGUGCUACUAAGAUGAAAGAUGUGAGGAUGUACAGAGAGGCUGUAGGCUGCCUUAUAUACCUCACCACAUGUACCUGUCCAGACCUGAGUUUUGUGGUAAGCAAAUUGUCACAAUAUCUCCAUGAACCAACAGAGGAACAGUGGGUAACUGUGAAGCAUGUGUUAAGGUAUCUCGGAGGGACUAAGAACAAAGGACAGUGAAAGUCUAGGUUUAGUAGCCUACAGUGAUGCUGACUGGGCAGGUGACACUACAGACAGACGCAGUACUACAGGUUACUGUGUAAGCCUAAGCAAGAACAGUUCUUUAGUUUCAUAGAAGACCAAGAAACAGCCCACUGUAGCGCUCUCUACCUGUAAAGCAGAAUAUAUGGCUCUGUCUUCUACGAUGCAAGAGUGUAUAUAUUUAGAGCAGCUUUUGAAUGGUAUUGAUGGCUACAAAUACACACAAACAGUAGUUUAUGAGGACAACCAGGGAACAAUUGCUUUAGCUAAAAACCCUGUAAGCCGUCAGAGGUGCAAACAUGUAGACAUAAAAUAUCAUUUUGUAAGAUCUAUUGUAAAUGAAGGAAAAAUGUGUCUGUUAUUUUGCACUACCGAAGAAAUGGUUGCAGAUAUUAUGACCAAACCUGUGUCUAAGUUAAAACUUAUAAAGUUUGCAGAUGUUAUGUUCGGUAGUAAAAAAAAAUAAUAAAAAAAAAUAAUAAGAGGAAGUGGAAGAGACCCACAUUUUUGAUUUAUUGUGUAAGUUUUCUUUAUAUUUCAGCAACCUGAGUACUGUAUGAGGGGGUGUUAAGAAGUAAAAUUUUUAGUAUACUCAAGUUGCAAUA
This is a messenger RNA of Paramormyrops kingsleyae, 4787 nucleotides long. Lineage: Eukaryota; Metazoa; Chordata; Actinopteri; Osteoglossiformes; Mormyridae. The record is from RefSeq and is a predicted model, not a curated record.